Messenger RNA from Mesitornis unicolor (brown roatelo), 312 nucleotides. RefSeq names its product ring finger protein 24 (gene RNF24). Lineage: Eukaryota; Metazoa; Chordata; Aves; Mesitornithiformes; Mesitornithidae. The transcript has 4 exons. The record is from RefSeq and is a predicted model, not a curated record. The coding region runs from base 1 to 312 and encodes 103 amino acids.
AUGAGCUCAGACUUCCAGCACUACAGUUUCAGGAUGCCGAACAUCGGGUUCCAGAACCUUCCUCUCAACAUAUACAUCGUGGUUUUCGGCACGGCCAUCUUCGUCUUCAUCCUCAGUUUGCUCUUCUGUUGCUACUUGAUCAGGCUCAGACACCAAGCACACAAAGAGCUUUACGCCUACAAACAGGUUAUACUCAAGGAAAAGGUGAAGGAGCUGAACCUACACGAGAUCUGCGCCGUUUGCUUGGAGGAGUUCAAGCCCAAGGACGAGCUGGGGAUCUGUCCCUGUAAACAUGCCUUCCACAGAAAGUGA